CAUUGUGACACAUACAUAAUGCGUGAUUCUGUAGAUCCCAUACGCGCUCACGUUUUCCUUGUUCGACACGGCCUGUACAACGCAUUUCGCUGAACGGUGGCGAGCGAGAUGUUAUCUUUCCGCUGCGUCCAAUUCGCAUUCCUCCCGAGUUGAAAAUCAAUAAGCACCUGCAACUUACCUUCAACCCUCACGCACCACUGCUGCCCAACAGACCAGGAAUACUACAGCGAGUUGCACGAUCAAGUCAAGGCGGUCAAGAUAAGAGAAUUCUCAGCACUUUGAUAUAUCGACGAGUCCACCACGACAACCUCCACCAUGGCCCUCGCCCCGCCCCGCUCAGAUUUCGUCGAAUGCGUCCUGCCCCCCUACUCGCGGCUCGCCAACUACGACCGGCGGAAACCUCCCAGCGAGCAAGCCAACGCCUCCAUCGAGCCGCUCAAACGCGUUCCGCAAGCCUUCAUCGACGCCAUGGUCGUGCGCGAAGAAGUCUUCGUCAAAGAGCAAGGCGUGCUCCUCGAGAACGAGCUGGACAGCGACGACCGCCGGAGUUUCCACUGGGUCGCAUACGCAUCCAUGCCGAGCAAACCGGGCGCCCUCGAGGGCAAGAAGGAUAGUUCCGAGAUCGUCAGCACCAGGGUGCCGAUUGGCACGAUCCGCGUGGUCCCCGCGCCGAAUCCGCCGCACGAGGAGAAUGAUCGGGGAGUGGGCGAUCAGGGACAGGAGUCAUAUGUGAAGAUUGGUCGCUUGGCGGUAGUGAAAGACUUCCGAAAGAUGGGGAUCUCGAAUUUAUUGAUUCGGCGGGCGAUCGACUUCGUCGCCAAACACCCCGGGGAUGUCCGUUUGCAGCUGGAUCCCGCGGAGAGGGAGGUCUAUCUACAGAAGAAUGCGGCGUUGGAAUUCCAGGGCCUCAUCAUGGUGCAUGCGCAGAUCGGUGUACAGAAACUCUGGGCGAAAUAUGGCUUCGAGACGGAUGAGGCGCUGGGCACUUGGGAUGAGGAGGGGAUUGAUCAUGUGGGCAUGUGGAAGCGUGUGGACACGAGCAAGGCAAGGGAUUAGAAGUCCGGAUUGUUCGCUCCGAGUCGUCGCGGGAAGGUGGUUUUCAAGACGUAGAAUUGUUAUUAGCUAUUGCUGCUGUAACUGUACUAUGGAGGAUGAAUGAUGGCUUGUUCGAAGAAUUCGAUAGCUUUUACAAUCCGAUCAACGGCCAUUGCGUAUGACACGCGAUUGCAAUGACAUGUCGAGAAAUGUUAAGAACCGAAUGGUUGUUGUUCCCGCGGUGAUAAACACUUUCCCGCCAAAUCCUACUCGGAAUCAAUCGACCCAACCGUGAGAUGACGAUCCUCAAAGAGGUUUCGGGAAAAAAAGUCCUUUGCCA
This is a messenger RNA of Dissoconium aciculare CBS 342.82, 1375 nucleotides long. RefSeq lists its product as uncharacterized. Gene Ontology annotation, molecular function: acyltransferase activity, transferring groups other than amino-acyl groups. The record is from RefSeq and is a predicted model, not a curated record. NCBI's taxonomy places the organism in Eukaryota, Fungi, Ascomycota, Dothideomycetes, Mycosphaerellales, Dissoconiaceae. The coding region runs from base 316 to 1056 and encodes 246 amino acids. The transcript is spliced from 2 exons.